Engraulis encrasicolus (European anchovy) is the source of this 1689-nucleotide messenger RNA. Its product is annotated as interferon-induced protein 44-like. Gene Ontology annotation, molecular function: GTP binding. The transcript is spliced from 8 exons. NCBI's taxonomy places the organism in Eukaryota, Metazoa, Chordata, Actinopteri, Clupeiformes, Engraulidae. Gene Ontology annotation, biological process: immune response. The record is from RefSeq and is a predicted model, not a curated record. Bases 155 to 1501 code for a protein of 448 amino acids.
AGCAACUACUGUACCGCACUUUACACCGGUCAGCGUUGGUGUGUGGCUGAUACGCGCAACCCGCGUAAAUCAUUUUUGACCACUUUCAACAGUUUGCCACGCGUUUUUUACAACGUUAUUUAAGUAUUGCAGAAACGGAUCAUCAAGGACCAACAUGAGUGCUGUCACAUCAAGACUGACAACUGCGCAAGAGAAGAGGAUCCGUGCCAUGUUUGGCCAUGCCAGACUCAGCCUGCUAUACAAAGCUAGCAUCCAUGGCUAUAAUAAUGCCAACUUCCACAACAAGUGCAAUCAACAAGGUUCUACCUUGACUAUUGCAUACAACAACUCAGGCUUCAUUUUUGGAGCAUACAUUAGCAAAGAUUACGCACAAACGGGUCAAAAUGUUGUUGAUGAAAAGGCCUUUUUGUUCAGCUUUGAUGAGAAAGAGCAGAACCCUGAGCCGUACCGCGUUGCCAGCCAAAAUGGCAAGGCUGCUUUCACAGAUGGAGACACUGGUCCAAAUUUUGGUUCUUUGAUUUUUCUGCUGAACAAUGCAGAAGCCAUCCAUAGUGCCCCUGGCGACUUCUUUACCUUUGACCCCAACCAGAUGCAUGGGGGGAAUUUACAGCUCCUGGAAUGUGAGGUCUACAGAGUUGAAGAGUGCAGUGCGCUGCUGCCAAAGCCAUGGAGGAACGUCCAGUGGAAUCCAGAAGAAAGGAAAGGCCUCAUGGAGACGAUCACAAAGUGGAAGCCUGUCAUCAGUUCAGUGAGCCAGGCUCGAGUGCUGCUGGUUGGCCAAGUGGGGGCUGGGAAGUCGAGCUUCUUCAACUCUGUGUGUUCAGUCUUCAAGGGUUACGUGUCAACUCAGGCCAACACUGGCACUGCAGGAACCAGCCUGACCACACAGUACCGCACCUAUUCCAUCAGUGGAGGCUGCAAUGGAAAUCCUGUGCCAAUUGUCCUGUGUGAUACGAUGGGCAUGGAGGACGGAUUAAAUGCAGGAUUAAAUACGGAUGACUUCAUAGGAGUUGUCAAGGGAAAUGUCCCUGACCGCUAUCAGUUUAACCCUGCAAUGCCCAUGCAAGAAGAGACUCCUGGCUACCGCAAAUCGGUGACACUGACGGAUAAGAUCCACUGUGUGACCUUUGUGAUUGACACAUCCAAAUUCAAACUUCUUCCAGACAGCAUGAUUGAAAAAUUUGCGGCUUUGCGCAAGAAGGCCAACCAGCUGGGUGUUCCUGUACUUGUGCUCAUGACAAAGGUGGAUGAGGCUUGCCCUUUGGUCAAAGAGGACCUGAAGAAUGUUUACCAGAGCCAUAAUGUAGAGAGAACGAUGCGUGAGGUGGCUGCCCAGCUUGGAGUGUCCAUGACCGCAGUCAUUCCAGUGAAAAACUACAGUGAUGAACUAGAUCUGGACCCUCACACUGAUAUUCUGCUGCUUAACUCUGUACUCAAGAUGCUUCGGAUGGCAGAAGGUUUCUUUGACAAUAUCCCCAGAGAAGAGGAUAAGAUCAACUAGAAGCUUAAUUUUUGUGUGUACUGUUUUAUGUACCGCAUGCAACUAAGAAUACCUUUCACCCAUUUCUCUCUUUUGAAUUAAAUGCCUUGUUAUACUCUCUAUUGACAAGUACAGGUACUAGAAGAGAAAACGUGUUGAUGAACAUACUGAUUUUUUUUUAUUAUAUAAAUAAACGCUAUUUGAUGUCA